Molecule: messenger RNA, 2127 nt
Organism: Vicia villosa (hairy vetch)
Lineage: Eukaryota; Viridiplantae; Streptophyta; Magnoliopsida; Fabales; Fabaceae
Exons: 7
Coding region: 1-2127 (708 amino acids)
Source: RefSeq, a predicted model, not a curated record
AUGAACAAGGAAGAAAAAGAGAAAAAUAUGAAGUGUCAUGUGAAGGGUCAGAGGGGUGUUUCCAGUUUUGAGCUACCACAGGUCAAAUCAAGCAUUGAAUUGGCAAGGAAGUUAAACAUCAAAUUGGAGGAAAGAAAGACCAAACAUGGAAAAAUAUGUGCACCUGGAAGAGAAGUUGAAGCUCUUAGAGACAAAAGAAUUCAGCCAUUAACUAAUCCACCAUUCAAGUUAUCUAUGUUUGCAACCACUUCCAACAAAGAGCCUGAGCCCAAGAAAAAUGUUUCAGAUAAUGCAAGUAGGACUAAACAGCCUAACAUUCAAGCUGAAAAAAGUAUAGAGAGAGAAGUAUCUUUAAAAACAAACAAAGGUUUGAAGAAUCAAGAUCCAAAAGAUCAAUCUUUGAUUUCUAAAAGGAAUCAACCUUUGGUUUCUAAAAUCCAAAAUUCAAAAGGACAAUCUUUGUCUCAAGUUAGAAGACCUAUGCCUACACAUAUUCAGGAUCCAAAUAAGCAAUUCAUGAAAAAGAAGGUAAUUGGAGAUGGACCAUUGGAAAGACAACAAAUUGCAAAAAACAAAACUGUUGAAAGUGACACUUCAAAGUUAAAGGAACAAUCUAGGAGAAUGGUUGUUGAAGAUGAGUCAAGGGAAAAACAUGAAAGUAACAAUAAGACUCAACAACAAAAAAAGAAAAUGGUAGUGGCGGAAGAGGAUUCAAGGGCAAGGCAACAAAGUGCUCCCAAGAAGACAAAAAGAAAUCCUUUGUGCCAAUCAAUGUUAAUAGGUGACUUUCUUAUGCAAAAUGGAAGAGAUGUUGAAAAAGAGAUGGAGAACUUAAUUGAAGAUGGGGAAAACAUUGUUAUGGAAGAACAAGAACAAGAAGAAAAUGUGGAAUGUGAGGUAGAAGGGGAAACAAAUGGGACAACUAAGAAAAGAACACGGGGGCCAACGCGUUGUUUAAAAAUAUAUGCAAGAGAUGUCAAAGACCGUCAAGAAGUUACUCUAGAUGACUUUGGAGAGGCAAUUGGACCUGAUAAACAAACUGUUUCUGACUUAGGCAAUUUCCUUGGAACUAUAGCAAGGAAUGCAGAUUUUUGUCCAUUGAUCUAUACAACUUUUAAAGAGUUGCUUAAAGAUGAAAGAGAUCCUAAGCGUCAUAAUUAUCGUAUUUGGAAAUAUAUUAACACAAAGUUCAACAUUCCUGAGAGAGGAAAAAAAGCAGUAUAUGCUCGAUUAAAUGAUGCUUGGAGACGUUACAAAUACUGUAUCAAGAAAUAUUAUUUUCGAAAGUACUCUAAUAUGAAGGAUAGAUUAAAGCACCGUCCAAAGAGCAUAUCUGAAGAUCAUUUCAAGAAAUUGUUGGUAUAUUGGAAAGAUAAUCAUAUUCAAAAUAUUAGCCAAAAGAAUGCAGCUAAUAGGAGGAAGCAAAAGUUUAUGCAUCGCGUAGGACCGACAAGUUUUGCUAGAAUUCGUGCAGAAAUGCGGGAAAAUAAGGAUGGACAAGAAGUCACUCAAGCUGAGAUGUUUAUUGAAACUCGAAAAAGUCGCAAGGGAAAACAAGUGGAUGAGGAAACCCAAAAUGCGAUUGAUAAACUUCAAGAAUCUAUUGAAAAUUCAGUUGAAGCUGGAACACAAACAUUUCAAUCACUGUUUGGAAAAGAAAAGCCCGGUAGAGUGAGAUGUUAUGGAAGAACGGUCACACCAUCAUUGCUGAAAAAAAUUGAAGAAAUUUCUUUAAUGAAAAAGCAAUAUGAUGGUAAAAUUUCUGACAUGACACAAAAGAUGGGAGCAAUGGAGGCACUUUUGAAAAGCAUGUAUAUGCAACAAAAUCCACAUUUAACUGAAGAGGAAGUAGAUGAUAAGAUGAGAGAAGUUUUGCACAAUGAUAAUGUUCCAACACCACGCUCAUCGACAUCAACCUAUGCUCCCGUUCAUCAAAAGGUUACAAAUGAAGAUGAUCCUCAAGAUGAACAAGAUGAAGAUCUCCUUGAUGAUGAAGAUCUCCUAGAUGAUGAAGAUCUUCUAGAUGGUGAAGAUCUCCAAGAUGAUGACGAUCUUCAAUAUUAUCAAGAUGACGAUUUUCAAUAUGAUCAAGAUGAUGAUCUUCAAUAUGAUGAAGACCGUCAUUGA